Exophiala aquamarina CBS 119918 is the source of this 1020-nucleotide messenger RNA. RefSeq lists its product as uncharacterized. The record is from RefSeq and is a predicted model, not a curated record. Gene Ontology annotation, cellular component: Ctf18 RFC-like complex. Lineage: Eukaryota; Fungi; Ascomycota; Eurotiomycetes; Chaetothyriales; Herpotrichiellaceae. The annotation marks the transcript as partial. Gene Ontology annotation, molecular function: heme binding; peroxidase activity. The transcript has 2 exons. Gene Ontology annotation, biological process: mitotic sister chromatid cohesion; response to oxidative stress.
GCAAUGUCAACCCAAGACUCCAGCUUCCCGCCCAUCGCAUUCUCUUCCACAUUUCCGCAACAAAAUUUCAGACUCUUGGAAUUACCACCGGAGCUGCUUGCAUUGAUUGAGGCGAGGAAGGACACGCAUCCGGUUAGCGUUUGUAUGCCGUGUUCGUACGCUGAUCAUUCUCAUGGUCAUUGUAGGCUACAAUUCAAAUCAGGACUACCAGCAGCUACAACUUCCAAACAGCACACUGGAAGCCACUUACCAUCAAGAACACAUGCUCCUGUAACGGACGCUUCUGCACAACAGGGCUUUCUUCACCUUUGCAGUGAUGAAAAUGUAUGGGCAGUGAAACAGGUCAGUACGAGUAACACGGUCUUCGUCACCAAAUUCUGCGACACAUAUACACCUGAGAAUGAUCCUGAUGGCGAUAUCGACAUGCGUGAGUCAGAGGACAACACCUUGCCAGACAGCGAGACCGACGCACUCAGGAACAUGACAGGAAACAGAGGAAUCACCACGAUUGCUCAAGUGAAGAACGUCCUCGAACUGAUUCCUGUGAACCCCUCCGAGAAAGCUGUCGAAGACCAAAUUCUUUCCAUGGUCCGCACAAUAGCUCAUGCCGACGAUGGAGGAGAUGAUUCAAUGGAGGACAUACUCUCGAAAAGGCGCGACGACACAACUUAUAGCUUUCAAGAACUACUGGAUAACAUUCCUGCUCCAACGACGCUCUGCUGCCGAGUGGCCAAGAACCUCUUCCUGAUUCACGAUCCAACGGUUCGAGGUCCAGCUCAGACAUCCUUGGUGAGGCCAUCACUUCUUCUUUCUGCAUGGAAAGAGUUCACCCAGCAAUGCGACAUCCUAGACGCCAGAAUUGAAGGGCCGGAACCAGCAGCAGCGACACCUCAUCCACCAGGCCAUACGACAACCUUCGGGUCCGUCUUUCAGCACAUGAACGAUCAACACGAACGCGGCAACGACCCUGGCAUCACCGACUUCGCAAGUACACUCAUUUGCGCAAUCCUCCGCCGCUUC